Molecule: messenger RNA, 978 nt
Organism: Fraxinus pennsylvanica
Lineage: Eukaryota; Viridiplantae; Streptophyta; Magnoliopsida; Lamiales; Oleaceae
Source: the annotation of a GenBank genome assembly
AUGGAGAGCCAAAGAAUAAUUUUCUUGUCUUUGUUUUUAUCUCUUCUUCUAACCACUGCAUUUGCUCAACUGAGAACUGAUUUCUACAGAAAUACAUGCCCUAAUGUCGAAUCCCUCGUCCGGUCAGCGGUCCAAAGAAAAUUCCAGCAGACUUUUGUCACUGCCCCGGCAACUCUCCGGCUCUUUUUCCACGAUUGUUUUGUUCGGGGUUGCGACGCGUCGGUGCUACUGGCAUCGCCAAACGGGAAGGCCGAGAAGGACCAUUCUGACAAUCUUUCACUCGCCGGAGAUGGAUUCGACACCGUUGUAAAAGCCAAGGCAGCUGUAGAUAGCAAUCCCCAGUGCAGGAACAAAGUUUCUUGUGCAGAUAUAUUGGCAUUGGCCACCAGAGAUGUUGUUAAUUUGGCUGGAGGACCAUUUUAUCAGGUUGAAUUGGGAAGAAGAGAUGGGAGAAUUUCUACAUUGCCCAGCGUUCAAAAUAACCUUCCAGGCCCAGGCUCUAAUUUGGACCAACUAAAUACCAUGUUUGCCAGACAUGGCCUUAGCCAGACUGAUAUGAUUGCACUAUCAGGUGCACAUACGAUCGGGUUUUCUCACUGCAACCGUUUCUCCAAGCGCAUAUACAACUUCAGCCCGAGGAACAGAAUAGACCCAACUCUCAAUUUGCAAUACGCAAUGCAGCUAAGGCAAAUGUGUCCUCUAAGAGUCGACCCCAGAAUCGCCAUAAACAUGGACCCUACAACACCCCAAACCUUCGACAAUGCUUAUUUCCGAAACCUUCAACAAGGCAGAGGUUUGUUUGUCUCCGAUCAAGUGCUAUUUUCAGACAGCAGGUCGAGGGGUACUGUCAAUCUUUUUGCAUCAAAUAAUGCAGCUUUUCAACAAGCAUUUGUGCAAGCUAUGACCAAGUUGGGUCGUGUUGGAGUCUUGAUUGGGAAUAAGGGUGAAAUUAGGUUUGAUUGUACUAGGCCAAACUAG